Messenger RNA from Podarcis raffonei (Aeolian wall lizard), 624 nucleotides. It is a transcript of the gene DPY30, whose product is annotated as dpy-30 histone methyltransferase complex regulatory subunit. Bases 218 to 517 code for a protein of 99 amino acids. NCBI's taxonomy places the organism in Eukaryota, Metazoa, Chordata, Lepidosauria, Squamata, Lacertidae. The transcript has 5 exons. The record is from RefSeq and is a predicted model, not a curated record. Gene Ontology annotation, cellular component: Set1C/COMPASS complex.
GGCUCCCUCCUUUACGGCGCGCCGCUAUACGACAGCCGAAGUUCCUUGUUUACGACUCGUCUCGCGGAUUGUUUCGCUCGUUGCUCCGCGACGGGUGGUUUUUUUCUUGCUGGCUUUUCAUCCUCGAACCCAAGAGCCGCUCGGCUAAGCGGAGGUGAGCGCGGGCUGCCGAGCCGCGGACCGAGACUACUUCGUAUUUGCUUAACUUCCACACAUCAUGGAGACAGAACAGAUUAUGGAGAGCCAGCCACAGGUUCCAGAAAAUCCUCAUGCGGAAUAUGGUCUUACAGAGAACGUAGAGCGAAUAGUGGAAAAUGAGAAAGCAAGUGCAGAGAAAACAUCAAAGCAGAAAGUAGAUCUUCAGUCACUACCUACACGUGCCUAUCUGGACCAGACAGUUGUGCCUAUCUUACUACAAGGUCUUGCAGUACUUGCAAAAGAAAGACCACCAAAUCCCAUUGAAUUCCUUGCAGCAUACCUGUUAAAAAAUAAGGCACAGUUUGAGGACCGAAAUUAAUUUCAUCUUCAGAGGACCAUUUGACUGAUCAGUAUAUAUGCUAAAUAACCAUGAAUCACUGUCUGAUGUAUAAAUCCUACAACAACAAAAAUAUCACUUUUGCUCAA